CUGACGUUACGUUCCUCUGCGUUCCAAUUUCCGGUCGGUAAAGACUGGCUGUGUGUGUUGUGUUUGUAUUGUGCAGGAAGCGAGAGGCAGGAGCAUGCCGAGGUGGUGACUCUGGGCCUGUGUGUGAGCCGGGGGGGAGCCUGCGAUCAUGGCUGAUGGAGAAGGCGACGAGGAAGUGAUUCACCUGGCCAGUUUCCACAGACAUCGCGGAGAAGACGACCGGAUUCGAAAUGACCUGCUCAUUACCAUAUCGGACGACUCGGAUGAUGAGCUGCCUACACUGAUGCCAAAUAACCCAGCCCAGAUCAAAGCUGAACUGGAGGACGAGGAUGACGAGGAGGAAGAUGUUGUGAUUUUAGAGCCACUAAGACCGCAGCAGCCUCUGCGCCCAAACGUUAUCCGCCCUGCUGCUCUGUGGGGGGGUACCCCACAUCAGGAAACCCCUGAAAGACAAGGGGAGGCUCCCAUGGAAGCACCUCAUCCCGCUGCCGAGAGGCGGAUUCUGCUUGCGCGCCGCAGGUUGCCACUCGGCAAUGUGGACCUUGAAUCAGGGAAUAAUGCCCUUAAUGUCUUAAGCGGAAACCAGAAAGCCACACCUUCCAGUUCUCAUGCCCCUCCUGUGCCCAGGCCUCACCCGCCUGCAGGGACUGAAACCACACUUGAGCAAGGACCUGCAGGGCGUGCUGCCGUUUGUAACGGCGAAGCUUUCAUUGCAGCGAUGCCUGAGCCGUUGGCUCAUCGGGAUGUCAGGCAUGGUAUUCCACUGGGGAGCGAUCGCAGCGAGCUCAGGCCCCUGAAUGAUCAGCCCCACACAGACCAAGAAAGGCAGGCUGGUGUGGUACCUAAAAGAACUGAACCACUCCAUGUUCCUCUCCCAGCUCUGCCUGAACAGCAGCAACCACAUGAGUCUCUUAGGUUUCCUCCAGCUCUUGGUGUUCAGGAAAACCAGCACCAGGCACCCCCAGGGCCUGUCCUGCACAUCCCACUUGCUGUCAAUCAAAAUGAGCCAGGGGCACUGAUUGAUGAUGAGAGACCUGGACCAUCCAUCCCAAAUCCAGAAUUGAUAGCUGCUCGGUAUGACAGAGAUCAGAUAAAGUCACUAGUGCAUAGAGUGGCUGAGUUUUUUCCUGAUAUAGAAGAAGCAUACGUAGAAGAAUUAAUUAAGAGUCAUGAUUUAAACGAUCUAAAUUUGAUUUGCAACUUUUUGUUAGAAAACCCCAAUUAUCCAAAGAAGGAAGGGACCUCAGUUUUGAAUCAGUCAAGUAUUCUUCUCGAAACAAACGAGGAUGAAAACCAGAAUAAAGAGAAUUAUUUUGAUUUCUCCAAACUGGAAGCCGUAGACCAACGCACAGCCGUUCAAGCUGCAGACCUCCUGAUGGCUGAUUUCAAGAUGUUAAGCAGUAUGGAUAUUAAAUGGGCUCUGCAUUCUCUUAGAGGACACUAUGCAAUUACACGCAAGGCCUUAUCUGAUGCCAUCAAGAAAUGGCGGGAACGCUCUCCUGAAUCCUCAGGGAAGAAGAAAAAACGAAAAGAAAUGAACCAGUUUUCAUACAUAGAUUUCAAAUUCGAAGAGGGUACGACUAAAUUUGAGAGGCGGAUGUUCUUUCUGGAAAACAAGAGGAGACAUUGGAAGUCAUAUGACAAGCGUUCUCUUCACCCAUCCUUGCAGAAAGAAAUUACAUUCUACGAGCAGAAAGCUAAAGAAAUGGCUGAGCAUGAAGACUUCUUGUUAGCUCUACAAAUGAAUGAGGAGCAAUAUCAAAAGGAUGGUCAGCUGAUUGAAUGCCGUUGCUGCUAUGGUGAGUUUGCCUUUGAGGACCUGACUCAGUGUGCAGAUGGUCACCUGUUCUGCAAAGAGUGCUUGGUGAAAUACGCUCAGGAGGCUGUCUUCGGUUCGGGAAGGUCGGAGCUGAGUUGCAUGGACGGAAACUGUACGUGUGCGUUCCCAACCAGCGAGCUGGAAAAGGUGCUCCCAGAGAACAUCCUGUGCAAAUACUACGAGCGACAGGCGGAGGAGGCCGUGGCGGCAACCUGCGCUGAUGAGCUUGUCAGGUGUCCGUUCUGUAACUUCCCAGCACUGCUUGAUAAAGAAGUAUUCCUCUUCAGCUGCCCUAACCCUCGCUGCCGAAAGGAGACCUGUCGGAAGUGCCAGAUCCUCUGGAAGGAUCAUAUGGACCUGACAUGUGAACAAGUCGCAGAGAAAGACGAGAUUCGCCUCAGGGUGGCUUUUGAGGAGAAGAUGACAGCUGCUCGGGUCAGGAAGUGUCACAAAUGCGGAACGGGCCUGGUGAAGUCCGAGGGCUGCAACAGGAUGUCCUGUCGCUGUGGUGCCUACAUGUGCUACCUCUGCAGAGAGCCCAUCAACGGCUACAACCACUUCUGCCAACACGCCCGCUCCCCUGGAGCCCAGUGCCGCCACUGCAAGAAGUGCUCUCUGUGGACAGACCCCACACAAGACGAUGAAAGAAUAAUUCAGGAGAUUCAGAGGGAAGCCGAAGAGGAGCUGCGAAAGAAGAAUUCAGAGAACACCCUCAAGCGAGUGGGCCCGCCCCCGGAGGCUCUCCCGCCCAAGCUGCCCCGCGCUGCAGACCCCGGCGCUCGGAUUCCCCUGGAUCCGCCGCCGGCCCCCCAGCACCUGCUGCAGGGGCCGCCACUGCUGCCCCCCCACAUGAUGCUGCCCCGCCUACCCCCCCAGCCCAUGAACAUGCCCAUCCCUGCCCCCUACGUCCCCCCACUGCCAAACCUCCCGGUCAAUUACGUGCUCCCAAACCUAAACUUGGACUUAAAUUUGCCUAUGCACUAUGGACCCCACCACCCCUUCUUCCGGCCCUUGUAGAGUUUCUCGCUCUGGUUCCACACUGGACAGUCACUGGGCCCCCGCGGGUGCUGGUUCCUCUCUCUUCUGUGGUGGUGGCUGCAGCACAGGGAUCAGUGGACAAAGAAGCUGGAUGCCCAGUCUCUCGUUGCAGUUCGGGAUGGGAGUGCUGGGUGAAUUCGUUUUUUUUUUUCCCCAGACUGUGGGCAAAUAAAAAUAUUAAUGGAAGUUUA
Lepisosteus oculatus (spotted gar) is the source of this 3048-nucleotide messenger RNA. RefSeq names its product ring finger protein 216 (gene rnf216). Gene Ontology annotation, biological process: proteasome-mediated ubiquitin-dependent protein catabolic process; protein linear polyubiquitination. NCBI's taxonomy places the organism in Eukaryota, Metazoa, Chordata, Actinopteri, Semionotiformes, Lepisosteidae. The record is from RefSeq and is a predicted model, not a curated record. Gene Ontology annotation, cellular component: LUBAC complex. Gene Ontology annotation, molecular function: ubiquitin binding; ubiquitin-protein transferase activity.